UUCGCGCAUGCGUGCUCUGGUGAAACAUGGGCACGAUGGCUGCGGACAGUGCCUUGCUACUGUCUCUGGUGGAAGAAUAUGUCUCGGGACUACAGGACAGCAAGGCCAAAGAUACAGCAACAGGUGUAAAAGAUGGACUCUUUACAGUCCUGCAGCUGGUUGAAGCUCUGGGCCUGAGUCUGACCAGCUCUCAGCCUCACACACGGGCCAGAGGCGUCCAGCUUCUCUCCGAAGUUCUACAUGAGUGCCAUGGAAAUCUAACUGAGGGAGAAGUGGAAGUUCUCCUCGCCUUCUAUGAAAACCGUCUAAAGGACCAUUACGUCAUCACACCCCCUGUUUUACAGGGGCUCAGAGCACUGACAAAAUGUACAGUGUUGCCUCCUGGAUCAGCGGUGUCAAUGCUGAGGUCUUUGUUCCAGGAUGUUCAUGUCCAGUCUUUGAUGCUGUCAGAGAGAGCGUGUGUUUACAACAUGCUCAUCAACCUGAUGAAGAGCAGAGAGGCCGAACUGAAAGGUUUGGGGGCAGACUUUGUGUUUGGCUUCGUCCAAUCAAUGGACGGAGAGAGAGAUCCUCGCAAUCUCCUAUUGGCCUUCCAGGUGGCCAACAACAUCAUCCAUCGAGGUUAUGAUCUAGGUAAAUUCGCAGAGGAGCUGUUUGAGGUGACGUCCUGCUAUUUCCCCAUCGACUUCAGCCCUCCUCCCAAUGACCCCCACGGCAUCACCAAAGAGGAGCUCAUCCAGACUCUGAGGGACGUCCUCACCGGGACACCAAAAUUUGCUGAGUUUCUGUUACCUCUCAUCAUUGAGAAACUGGAUUCAGAUGUUCUGAGUGCAAAGCUGGACUCACUGCAGACUCUGACUGCCUGUGUGUCACGAUAUGAACAUAAGGACCUGGCAGAAUUCCUGGAGGGCCUGUGGGCGUCUCUACGCAGAGAGGUGUUUCAGACGUCGAGUGAGAAGAUCGAGGCUGCCGGCCUCGCCGCGUUAACCGCGAUGACUUCCUGUCUGUCUCGCUCAGUCCUCACCUCCGACUCUGAAGACUCGCUCUGCACCUUCCUGGAAUUCGUUCUUGAAGACUGCAAACAUCACCUUAGUGAGCCAGACCUGAAACUGGUGUGGCCAAGCGCCAAGCUCCUGCAGGCCGCCUGCAGCGCCUCCAACAGGGCGAGCCGCAUCAUUACAGCUGCUGUCAUGCCGUCUCUACUUGAGCAGUACAACAGCGGAACAGAGUCUCCUCAAAGACGCACUCUACUGGAGGUUGUGCAGAGAUUCAUCCAGUCGGUUAAAGGCAGCCAGUCCGCAGAGAAAGAAGAGAGUGUGUUCGUAGCCUUCCGUCCGUCUCUGUGCAGCAUGGUGUUUUCAGCUCUGACGGAGAUUAAUUCCAGUCUGCAGAUCACAGCCACCUCAGUGCUCACCUCACUAGCACAACAAACAGGUUUGCUGUUGGACUCCGAUGUAGAGCUCGCUGUAGAUCACCUGACCAGACUGCUUCUGGUGGAGGACGAGGAAAGUGUCAGUCUUGCUGUGGUGGAGUGUGCCGGAGCCUUAGCAGAGCUUCACCCUGCAGCAUUUAUCACCAAACUGAUCCCAAGACUGAAGGAGGAGAUGUUCUCUGAUCCGAUGGAUCAAGACAACAACAGAGUAUCUUCUGAGCAGAAGUCCCAUCAUGCAGUGCGCCAGCGGUGUUUGUCCGCCCUAGCUGCAGUGUCCACUCAACCCAGUGUGGUCCAGGAGAGCACACCAGUCCUCAUGGAGGUCCUCAGCUCAGCACACGCAGGAAGUGUUGCUUUCUCGAUAGAGGAGGUGGUGUUGGCGUGUCGCAGCCUGCAGAGGAUAGCAGAGCAGGUGAAGGACACUGAGGAGACGGGACGAUGCUUCCAUGACAUCAUCAUCCCGCGUCUGCUGUCUCUGGCACUCCAGGCAGCACUACAGGGUGACACGUCAUCUGGUCAUCGUAGUCCUCUUCUUCAGGAGUCCGUCCUGUCUGCCAUGGUCCCUGUCAUCAGUACUUCCUGCUCCAGGCUGCAGCCCAAGUUGGCGGAACAGACGGCGCUGAAGGUUGUGUCUCUCUUUUUGAGUGGUGAUGUUUCCUUUCUGCCCGACAACUCCUUCCCUUCAAACAUCCAGCUGCUCAAGCAUGAGGGGGACUCAUGGAGCCAGUCUCAGAUGGUCUGUCUGCUGAUGGGAUGUGUGUGUUCCUUACCUCGCAGUGUGGAGGUGCCUCAGAUGGAUCAGCUGCUGUCAGAGCUGGAGGAGAUGAGCUGCUCCUGCAGCCACCAGCUCUCGUACACCUCAGCUGCAAAAUGCUUCGCUGGCCUGGUUAAUAAGAGACCACAGGGCGAUGAUCUCGACAGUCUAAUACAGAGAACGAUGAAGAGAGUUUGCAUUGAGCUGAACUCUGUAUCUUCAUCAGUACGCACUCAGGCUUUCACCCUCAUGAUCUGGGUUGCCAAGGCUCUACUCCUCAGAUACCACCCUCUGUCUACUGCCCUCACUGACAAGCUCUUCUCUCUGCUUGAUGACGCUGACCUGGGUCCAAUGGCUGCAGGCGGCUUCUCUCUGCUGAUGAGCGACUCUGCUGACAUCCUGAGCCGUGGUUGCCACGCUGACGUCCGCAUCAUGUACCGCCAGCGCUUCUUCAGUGAGAACUCAGCAAAGUUGGUUCAGGGCUUCAACACUGCACCACAAGAGAAAAAGCCAAACUACCUGAAGGCUCUGUCCAACAUUGUCAACAACCUCCCCAAGCAGGUUCAAAUCACUGAACUCCCAGCGCUUCUGUCUCUGCUGCUGGAAGCCUUGUCGUGUCCCGACCAGGGCGUGCAGCUUUCCACUCUGUCCUGUCUGGAGCCCGUUCUCACCGACCCGCCACCCGCACUCAUCCGGCAGCUGGAAGCUUUGGUGAACAGACUGCUGAACCUCACCUCCAGUCCUGCCAUGAACGUCAGAAUCACCUCCUUACACUGCAUCCUUGCUGUUUCCCGCUUCCCUGAACAUGAGGUCCUGCCGUUUCGUGCCAGAGUGCUGCGAGCUCUGGCCCGGCCUCUGGAUGAUAAGAAGAGGCUGGUGAGGAGUGGGGCGGUUCAGGCGAGAGGAGAAUGGUUCAUGUUGGGAAGUCCUGGGGGAAAGUGAUUCUGCCCCUCCGUCUCCCAUCCUCCAUAAACCUUAAAAGAAAACUGAUAAUGGAGAUUCAGAGUCUGGGACCAGAGAACACAGAUCAAAGCUGUGCGCUCCACUCAUCAGCUCUCUUCCCCCCCCCCCAGUCCUCUGUGGAUCUGUCUUCAUCCCUCCAUCCACCUCCUCUCAUCUUUCACUUUUUAUUAAACCACUUUCUUUGUAACUGACUUGAUGAACGCACAAAUAUGAGUAUACAGACGGACUAUGGAGGGAGGAUUAAGUUAAAGGAGUGAUACUGACAAGUUUAAUAUGUUACAUGCCUUAUUUAUAAUGGGGAUCUCUCUUUUUAGAGUGAAUAUGUCAUGAGGAUGUAAGGAGGCAUCUAGCUUGUUCACAGUUAGAAAACGUCUUUGUUCAUUUUACAACACAAACCAAUGCCAGUCAUAAAAACCCAGAUUAUAUCUUUAAGUUUUCUUCUCUGUCAGAUAAACAGCUACAACACCUCCGCACACCAUCACCACAAAACAACACAAACGUACAGUCAUUGUAAAAUGAAGGACAACAUUAUUAGAUGUUGAUAUACUUAAUUUGAAAAAAAAAGAAAUCUUGAAAAAUAAGUUUUGUGCUCUUUUUGUAAUUUAAUUAAUACAAUUCAAACAAAGUUAUUAUUAACCCUUUGUUAAAUUAUAUUGAUAUAAAAUUGGCUUCAGUUAAAUGUGCUUUGAAUG
Labrus mixtus (cuckoo wrasse) is the source of this 3841-nucleotide messenger RNA. It is a transcript of the gene mms19, whose product is annotated as MMS19 homolog, cytosolic iron-sulfur assembly component. Gene Ontology annotation, biological process: iron-sulfur cluster assembly. The transcript is spliced from 31 exons. The record is from RefSeq and is a predicted model, not a curated record. Gene Ontology annotation, cellular component: cytosolic [4Fe-4S] assembly targeting complex; MMXD complex. The coding region runs from base 27 to 3128 and encodes 1033 amino acids. Lineage: Eukaryota; Metazoa; Chordata; Actinopteri; Labriformes; Labridae.